GUCUCGAUCGCGAACAAAUUUUUGUUUUCCUUCCGCGGCUCGACGGCAUCAUCGCGAUCUCCUCUUGUUGACGACAUAGGAUCGCCUUCCUGCCCAAGUUAUAUACUCAGACAAUAGCCGGGCGAAUGUCGCAUUGCCUCAACCAACCUCUGACAUUCAGCGAUAGCAAAGUCCCCGACCCGGCACAUCAUGACACACGCGCAUAACACAACACACCCCAUCUUUGCGGAUUGGACCACCUUCUCCACAGCAGACAAGCCUGCGAGUUACAUCUUCCAGUCGGAUGCGCGAGGCGUAUUGAUAGCUCAUGUUUUGUGCAUGCUUGCUGCGGCACUGCUGUUAUUGCCACUUGUGCUGUUCCCACCUGCGACGAAGCGUUUGCCUAGUCGAUGGCCGGCGCGCUUCCUGCGCCCGGCAUUGCAUAUUGCUCUUUGUUUAAGCCUUAUCAUUGGCGUUGCUUUUGCGUCUAUACAUCGACAAGCGACAGAGGACUUGUACCAGCAUGCGCUGCAUCGUACUUUUGGUUUCGCGCUCGUUUUGUACGUGUUGGUUACAUCAAGUUUGAGUUUUGUGCCGCAAGUCAAAGCCCUCCUGGACAAGCAAGCACCUGUUGAUGCCGACUUUGUACCUCUGUCUCAACUUGACGACAUGCAAGCUGGCGAUGUGUCGCCUACGGGAUCUUUUGCUUCAGGCCAGUCGCAAGAGACUUUGCCCUGUUUCGAGUCGGAUGGUCCACAGGGCGAUUGUCACGCUGCAGCUACUUACACGACUUUACAACAGAGAGCAGCAAGGCUAGUCGAAAACUUUCACAAGGUCUUUCUGGUUGUCACCUUUUAUGCACAGAUCCUUCUCGGCCUCGCCACCCUAGGCGGUCUCUUUCGAGGCCAUGAGAUCUACAAUGGCCUUGCGCACUGGAUCAAAGCAUCCGUCUUCUUCAUUUUUGGGUUAUGGGUCUUUCUGCGCUACCUUGGCAUCACUGCAUCCUCGGGCAUGGCUUGGAAUGCACCGCACAAUGGUACACGCCUUUUGACGGCUGAACAGAUCGAAUGUGGUCUCAUUUUUACUUAUGGCGUGCUCAAUCUGUUUCUCGAACGCCUUGGUCAUACGAAGGAACCUAUCUCGCAUACGGACAUUCAGCAUAUGAGUAUUGCUUUGCUCUAUGCAUGCGCAGGCGGUGUGGGCCUAUUACUUGAAUCGCAGCUGCUACGCCGUCUCACACUGUCACCGCAUAGCAGUCGAGAUACACGUCGGCCGGUGCUCAACAUCAUGCCACUACUUGUGACAUUCUUCACUGGCCUAUUGAUGAGCCAACACCAUCAAGACACAGAGCUCGCAAGCACCGUGCAUGCCAUAUGGGGCUACUUCUUCUGUAUCGCCUCGGUCUUCCGUCUCUUGACGUACUUGUCUAUUUUUGCACGGCCUGAUAUAAUGCAAGAUACGAUGCCCAGUCGGCCACCCACAGAAGCACUUGUGGCCUUUUCACUAGUGGCAGGGGCCUUGGUCUUCAUGGCGAGCAGUCGCGAUGCCGUUCAGUCCAUUGAGUACUACGAUGUGCAUACGUUCUUUGUGGUCUCGCUGGCAGCAGCUGCUAGCCUGUGCGUUAUUGUAUGGACAUGCUUCCUUACUGUUAUCAUGCAUCUGAGUACCUAAGAAGCUCUUCUGAAUGGGCCCAGGCUGCACUGUAUGAUAUAUGCUCAACAUUCAAUAUAAUUUAAUGCAAGCGAUCUUUGUCUCCGGCCUUCAAAUCUUCACCUUCUUGUGCGAGAUUGACAUCAUGCUUCAUCGCACCUGCAAUGACUUUUGCCUGGCCCUUGAUCUUAUCACCAAGGGAGACGUGUGGUUUAUCAGAAGUGAUGGAACGCGCUUGUUGUGUAUGCGACAAGACUGCCGGGUUGUGCUGCGGAUGUGAACCAACACUUGCUGGUGCUCCUGCUAUAUUGCCCUCGAGUUUGCCAUUGCUAAUGCGUUAGUCUAUGCCUGUAGGAAUUAGAGACAGGGAAA
Molecule: messenger RNA, 2001 nt
Organism: Protomyces lactucae-debilis
Lineage: Eukaryota; Fungi; Ascomycota; Taphrinomycetes; Taphrinales; Protomycetaceae
Exons: 1
Coding region: 190-1650 (486 amino acids)
Source: RefSeq, a predicted model, not a curated record